This is a messenger RNA of Cylindrotheca closterium, 2445 nucleotides long. Lineage: Eukaryota; Bacillariophyta; Bacillariophyceae; Bacillariales; Bacillariaceae. The record is from the annotation of a GenBank genome assembly.
AUGCAAGAAGGAGCUUGGGAUGUUUCGCAAUUGGAGGACAUGUCUGGCACUCGCCUUUCCUUUCAUUGCUGGCCAAGUUCGAGGCUAGAAGCAGCCCGUUGUGUGGUUCCUCUCGGUGCUCUAUACACACCUCUUAAGAAGCUACCUGUGAGUUGCGCUCCACCACAGGCCAUGCCCUAUGAUCCCGUCCGAUGCUCUUCGUGUCAUGCGGUGUUGAAUCCGUACUGCCAAGUGGACUUUCGGUCCAAACUGUGGAAUUGUCCCUUCUGCUUGACGCGGAAUCACUUUCCACCUCACUACGCUGAGAAUAUUACGGAAACAAACUUGCCUGCCGAAUUGAUUCCGCAAUACACCACUUGCGAAUACGAAUUGCAAAAUGUGCCCGAUCAAGGACCACCUUGUUUUUUGUUUGUAAUUGAUACUUGCACCACUGCCAAGAAGGAAUUGGGCGAAUUGGCGGAUUCGUUGACACAAGCACUCAACCUUAUGCCUCCGGACUCGAGAGUUGGUUUGAUUACCUAUGGAACCAAUGUCAGUGUCUACGAAUUGGCCAGUGAAUCCAUCUCCAAGGCGUAUAUUCUUCGUGGCAACAAGGAGUAUGCUCCUGGCAAGGUGGGAGAACUGUUGGGAUGCACGGGACGUCCUGGACAAGUUGCGCAACAGCAACCCAAUGGUGCCGCACCAGCCCCAAAUAGUCCGCCUGUGGGACCUGGACAACAAGUGUUGGAACGCUUUUUGCUCCCAGUUUCUGAGUGCAGCUUUUUGGUCGAAUCCAUCUUGGAAGAUUUGCGCAAGGAUCCAUGGCCAGUCCCCAAUGACAAGCGUCCUGCUCGGGCUACCGGAUGUGCGUUGAGCGUCGCUUUGAGUAUGUCACAUUUGGCCAUUCCUCGAAGAGGUGCACGCGUCAUGUUGUUUACAGCAGGUCCUUGUACUUCGGGGCCAGGAGCCAUGGUGUCGCGCCUCAAGGAGGAAGAUAUGCGAUCCCAUGCCGAUUUGGCCAAAAAGGCCGAACCCAUGUUUCAACCAGCCUGUGAGUUUUACGCCAAAUUGGCCAAUCCGGCCCACCAUAAUGCACCGCCCGACAAGAAAAAGAAAAAGGCACCUCCGCCGCCACCCACUCCCUCGUAUCACGUGGUGGAUGUCUUUGCGUGUUCGCUGGAUCAAGUGGGAAUGUUGGAAAUGUCCAAUCUAGUGGAAGCCACUGGAGGAUUGAUGGUCUUGGGAGAUUCCUUUGGACAAUCCGUCUUUAAGGAGUCUUUGCUUCGUGUCUUCAAUCGAUACCCAGACGAUGUUCCACAAGAUGGAGGACACCUCUUCAUGGCUACGGGGGCGAGCUUGGAAGUAUUUACUUCGAGAGAAUUCAAAGUCUCGGGUGCCAUUGGACCCGUCACGUCACUCAACAAACAAGGACCCAAUGUAUCCGACUUGGAAGUUGGCAAGGGAGGUACCAGUGCCUGGGGUUUGGGUGGUAUUGAUCCCAACACUACGGUUGCAAUUUACUUUGAUGUGACCAAUCCAGGUAAUUCACCAAUGAGUGAAGGCAAACGUCGGUACAUUCAAUUCUUGACAAAGUACCAACACUCCUCUGGUAAGACUCGAUUGAGGGCGACCACUCUCUGUGGAGGAUGGCACAAUCCUCCGGAUCCACCAAAGGAUGGAGCGCCGGCCAACUUUGGCAUGCAACAGUCUCCCGUCAAAAUGUCCUUUGAUCAAGAGGCAGCGGCAGUCUUGACGGCUCGUAUGGCGGUCUCUCAAACUGAAUCCGAUGAAGUGGCAGACGUCUUACGGUGGGUGGAUCGAUCCUUGAUUCGGCUGUGUUCCAAGUUUGCGGACUAUCGACCGGACGAUCCCAGCAGUUUCCGACUGUCCCCCGAGUUUUCACUCUAUCCACAAUUCAUGUUUCACUUGAGGCGAUCCCAAUUCUUGCAACUCUUCAACUCGAGUCCCGAUGAGGCUGCUUAUUAUCGUUAUGUGUUGACUCGAGAGAACACGACCAACUCGCUUGUCAUGAUUCAACCCACAUUGCUGUCCUACAGUUUCAAUGGUCCACCCCAACCAGCUCUUUUGGAUGCCGAAAGUGUCCGACCUGAUACCAUUCUUUUGUUGGAUACCUUCUUCCAAGUGGUUGUCAUUCAUGGAGAGACUAUUGCUGCCUGGCGUGAACAAGGCUAUCACGAGCAAGAAGAGCAUGCUGCCUUUCGAUCCUUGUUGGAAGCUCCUCAAUCCGAUGCCAUUCUCAUUAUGGAUUCGAGAUUCCCCGUCCCAAGAUAUAUCGUGUCAGAUCAACACAAGUCCGAGGCUCGUUUCCUAAUGGCCAAGUUGAAUCCCAGUGUGACACACAAUUCCAACCUCGAUGGAGGAGGUGGUGGUGCCCAAGUGAACACGGAUGAUGUCUCACUUCGAGUCUUUAUGGAACAUCUCAUGAAAUUGGCGGUGCAACAAUAA